Molecule: messenger RNA, 3545 nt
Organism: Manduca sexta (tobacco hornworm)
Lineage: Eukaryota; Metazoa; Arthropoda; Insecta; Lepidoptera; Sphingidae
Gene: cwo
Product: transcription factor cwo
Exons: 9
Coding region: 363-1718 (451 amino acids)
Biological process (GO): regulation of circadian rhythm; anterior/posterior pattern specification; regulation of neurogenesis
Cellular component (GO): nucleus
Molecular function (GO): DNA-binding transcription factor activity, RNA polymerase II-specific; RNA polymerase II cis-regulatory region sequence-specific DNA binding; protein dimerization activity
Source: RefSeq, a predicted model, not a curated record
AAAUGUCGCGAUGUCCUAUGGCAUAUUUUGUUUUUUGACGCGGCGCAGUCACAUGACUUGCGCCGGCCGGUGAAUCCAUCCGCUCAGUUCAGAUCGGCUGCAAAGCGCUUAUCGUUCAGACGUCUGUGCAGGCUUUACCCUACAUGCCGUUAAAUACGAUAAAAAUCUUAAAUAUUUGUUCGGUUUUAUUGUGGAAAAUGGGUUGCGAGGACCUCACAUAAGUGUUUGUGACAGUGACGAAUCCCGCCUGAGCGGAAAAUGUGACAGAUCCGAUUUAUUUUGUGUACAAAUAAAUCAUUUACAGUGAUUGUGCUGAUUGCAGUGUAUUUUUAUAUUGUUUUUGUUGUGCCGCAAAGUGAAUAAUGGAAACGCGAAAUUAUUGGGAGGAAAACGGACAUGCUGUCAAAUAUGAUAACUACAAUUCCAACGAUGGGUUCGGGCGAGCGUCGGGGGAGCAGCUCAAUUUCGCCGCGCCUUCGGAGGACGAAACGGAAUACCCGCCCGGCGCGUACCUCAAGAAGGGGAAGGUCUCGAGGCAAGAUCCGAUGUCGCACCGAAUAAUCGAGAAGCGUCGGCGCGACCGUAUGAACAACUGUCUCGCGGACCUGUCUCGGCUCAUUCCGCCCGAGUAUCUGAAGAAGGGCCGCGGCAGAGUCGAGAAGACUGAAAUCAUCGAGAUGGCCAUCCGACAUCUCAAGUACCUGCAGGACCGCGUCAAUGCUGCCGAACGCCAGGCCGGCGAGGACUACAGGGCGGGGUACCAGGAGGCGGUGGCGGAGGCGGUCAGGUUUCUAGUUGAAGUGCAAGGUUACGGGCCCGGCGAUGGACUGUGCGUGUCAAUGGCGUCGCAUCUGCAGAGACACUGUGAAGUUGUUACUAAAGGCGAGCCGCUCGGCCGCGACAAGCCGCGCUCGCACCCCGGCUCGUCGUCGGAGACGGCCAGCUCGUCGAGCAGCUCGCACGGGUACGCGCUGAAGGCGCCGGUGAUUGCGCAGGCGCCGCCGCCCGCGCCUCCGCCCUUCGCGCAGGAGCCCUACGACGACCGGCAGCCAGAGGCCGUGUACCCCAUGGAUUGUGAUAGGGUGUCAGUGAGCCAGGUGUCGAUAGCGACGAGCAGCGACGCGCUGCAGGAGUCGGAGCCGCUGCCGCUGGACGCGCGGCGCAAGUGCGAGCUGACGCUGCGGACCGUGCGCAAGCCCGACCACGGCGACGACUACCUGCACUCCUACAAGUUCAAGAACUCCAUCGAGAGGCGAUUCUCCAGGUCACAGGACGAGAGGGGAUGUUGUCAGGCGGCGGAGACGGCGGCGCGCGGCGCGCACGCGCACGCCAAGCUCUACUCGCACAAGCGGCGCCGCGCCGCCAAGCCCGCGCCCUCCACCUCCACCUCCGCCUCCGGCUCCACCGAGGACGCGCGGGACACCUCGCCACAGGACACGUCAAGCGAUUCACCACACCACCAUCAUUAUGAGAAGCCACCACCGCCGACGCAAUAUGUUCCGGUCUUCGCUUUAAAUGCUUUGGGCAAGUACUACGUGCCGCUGAGCGUGGAGUACGCGUGCCUGGCGCGGCACCUCGGGCCGUACGACGUGCUGGACGCGCGCGCGGUGCAGCUGGCGGCGCCGCUGCACCCCGUCACCAUCCACGUCAACUUUCAGCCCUGCCUCAACUACCACGUGAAGCGCGAGCCCGCCGACCGCGACUGGCGCGCCGUCUGAUCCACACACAUACCAAACGUUUACAAACAAAACUUUUACAAGUGAUUUUUUAAAUAUACAAAGAACUGUUUUAUGAUGACUUUGAAAAAGUGAAGUAAUAUAAUUAUCUGCAGCUGUUAUUUUAUACCGAAUGCGUAAUUCAUGCAUGUUGUGAAAGCAUGACGGUAAUAUUAUUGGAACACAUCCUGCUAAACGGAUUUAAUUCAAAUAAUUUGAGCAUUAAAUAUUUUAAUGCAGUUCAACCUGGAGCGUUAUACAACACUACUUUUCGACUAUCUAGUCAAAUUAAAUUGUUAUGUUUAUCAUUUAACUGUAUAUAAUUACUGAUAAUCAUUAGUUUGGACAAGCAACUUUGUAGCUGUUUUUUGUAAGUAAUUGAAAUUGGUCAUCCAUUACGAUUUUGCAAUUUUUGUCAUUGACUGUAUUUAAGAUGUCAAAAGAUAAUUUUAGAUCAAAAUAUACAAAACAGAAAACUAUUGUAUAUAAUAUCUAUCUGUUUCAAUUACUAAAAUAUAGCAUCAAUAGUUGAAUCAUCCAAAACACAUAUUUUAUAGGUUACCUAAUAAUAGGUAUAUUUUAAAGGGUCAUUGUCGAUUGAUGACAAAAAUAAGAAUAUAAAACGCACAUGUAACCCAAUUGUCAUUAAAUAAUCUGACUUCACACAAGUUAUUAAAGUUUAAAUCCGGGACGCAUUACAUAAUACAAGUAAUAGACACUUUCGUGUCAUUUCACUUGACCAUUUGAAGGCAAGACUUUAUUUAUAUUUGAAGUGAAAGAUGUUUUCAGUGUUCUUAGUUACGGCUGUGAUAUGUAACGUUGUAGUAAUGAUUUUUAGAUUGUAAAUAUCGCCCGGUCUCUGAGAUACGAGGUUAUUAUCCGUGUUGAACUGUAGUUGAUAACCUACCGUGUUGGGAACAUAAUAUUUCGUAAUUUUAAGCUAGUAUGGAUUUUAUCCAUGAAAACUAAUCACUGUUUUGAUUUUAUUUUACCAAUAACUUUAUAUUGCUUAAAUAGUAUACGCCCAUAUCAAAAUGUAACUUCAACGGUCUUCCAUUUUGGAAGUUUUAACAACAUACAAAAUCUGAUUUCAUGUGCACAUGAUUCAUGUCAAGUUGUUAUCUCAACAUCCGGGCGUUUAUAUAUUUUGAAACAUUGUAAUUAAAACGGGUAAAACAUAUUUCACUGAAUUUUGUACUAUUCCCAGCGAUUUUAUUAUAUUCAAGACCCUUGAUUUAACACGGAAAUUUUGAAAUAUUGUAUCAAAAUUUUCAAAUAUUAAUGUACAUAAGAUAGAUUACAGAGAUAAAGGUGAGAUGAUUUGAUUUUUGUGGCGCGGAGUCUGUUUCGAGCGGACAAGACAAAGACUGAAGAAUUUAUUCGUAAAGGUUUUUUUUUUAUUGUUGAAACAUUGAAUUCUUCGUUCGUUCCGGUAGAUGUUCACUUACCAAAGUAGGUUUUGUGCGUUUUUUUCUAAUUAGCUUCAUAUUAAUACUAAAAAAACAAGUAAAUUCUGAGAUAUUGAAUAGUUUGAGCUAUAAUUCAAUUAUUGUAUUACUAUUGUGUACUGCAAAUAGUAUGUUUAAUUCUCGCUUCAGUUUAUGUUAUUAGGAUUCUUAAGACCUGUAGUAAGUGUUUUUUAUUCUUUUAUUAUAAAAGGGCCAUUACCGAAUUAUCAAAGAAUUCAUUGUGAAAUUAUGGUGUCAAAUUUUACGUAAUGUUAGAGACUUAAGAAGUUAAUUAAGAUUACAGUCUGUUAAAUGUAUACUUGAUAUUUUGUAAAUACAAAUGUUUACUUGUUUAGAAAUAAAUGUUAAAUAUUUUACGCAA